This is a messenger RNA of Amphibalanus amphitrite, 3275 nucleotides long. Its product is annotated as F-box/LRR-repeat protein 20-like. Lineage: Eukaryota; Metazoa; Arthropoda; Thecostraca; Balanomorpha; Balanidae. The record is from RefSeq and is a predicted model, not a curated record. Gene Ontology annotation, molecular function: protein binding; RNA binding. The coding region runs from base 395 to 2263 and encodes 622 amino acids. Gene Ontology annotation, cellular component: SCF ubiquitin ligase complex. The transcript is spliced from 8 exons. Gene Ontology annotation, biological process: SCF-dependent proteasomal ubiquitin-dependent protein catabolic process.
UUGUUUUAUUGGAUAAUAAUUGGAUAAAAACUGAGUGGCACUACCUGUCUUGGUUCUCCCAUUUCUCUAGUGUAAUGUAUUUUUCUGCUUAUUCAAAAUCAUACAUGUGGCUGGUUCCCCUUUUCAAGGCAUUCAAUGAUUAAUGCCCAUAUUGCCCAAGUAGGUUGAGGUAGUCAAGGCUAGCCGAUACUCUGCAACCAUAUGGCUCUAAUCUCGAUAAUUUUCGUCAAUACCUGCUGUAAUGUCGGACCUCUUUGGCACACUUGAGUGGCUUUCGCAUUAAAGAAACAGUGCAUCAAAUAUAUACAAUUAUCAAUGACAAGCAUUGGCUAGGCAACUGUGCUAGCCGCAGAUCCUGAUCCAGCAAAGUGAAGUGAGGCACCAGCAGGACGUGAUGCCCCGCAGACGGCGUUUCCGACAUGCUCAGCACCGUCCAGAGCCUUCAGCGGACAUACACCAGCCCGCACUGGCAAAUGGCUCAGGGACCCGAUCCAGCACAUGGGGUGGAGGGUGGCCGGAGUCGCCAGACAACACUGGCGAUAACCAACUGCGGCUCUGCGUCAGGAACCUGCCGCGAAGAAUCUCCAAGCGCACGGUCUUCCACGCCUUCGAGGACUUCGGCUUCGUGAAGGACGUCACACUUGUCAGAAACAAGGAAAGCGGCCGGCUCCGUGACUUUUGUUUCGUGACGUUCACGGAGCGGAAUGCGGCGCUCGGAGCCCUGGAGGCGGCCAGCGUCGGCUCGGUGUGGCUGGGCUCCCGCCUGGUCACUGCCGAGCCGGCCCGGCCGCGCCGGUCCGCCGCCCACCCUCCGCAGUCCCUGCCCACGGUGCCUGCCUCGCCAGCGGAGUCAGUGACGGCCGAGCCGCGGGGACAGCGGAGGCGGCGGCGGCGGCGCGGCCGGUCGUCGGGCGCGUGCCACGCGGACCGGCUGCCGGCGGAGCUGCUGGAGCAGAUCCUGUCUCUCCUGCCGCUGCGGUACCAGCUGAUCGCACAGGCCGUGUCGCGUCGCUGGCACGCCGUGGUGGCCGGCCUGCUGGCGCGCCGCGCGGAGAUCCUGCUCGACCGAGACUUUGCCGACGCUGGAGAGAGGGUCUCCAUGGACUCUGAACAAAUGCGGAGUCUGCUGCGGCAGGCGACCGGGCUGCGGCGGCUGCACACGGGACCGGCGCACCUUUGCCCGUUCGACGCCAUGGACCACAUCACGGCGCACUGUCCGAACCUGCUGUCUCUGGACAUGUCAUCCGGUUUCUUCACGUUCAGCCAGCAGCGUCUGCGGCGUCUGGUGCGCGCCUGCCCGCUGCUGGAGGACGUCACCCUGCCCUCCUACUACGUGUGUGACGAGGCCACGGUGCUGGUGCUGCUGCGCCACCUGCCGCGUCUGCGCCGGCUCCAGCUGCUGCCGGGCACCCAGCUGACGGGCCAGAGCCUGGCGCUGCUGCCCGGCUCGCUGCGCCAGCUCAGCCUGCCCUGCGGCUGGCUCAGCUCGGAGCACGUGCGACACGUGGCGCGCUGCCGCCAGCUGCGCGAGCUCGAGCUCACGGGCGUGGCGCGGCUGAAGACGGCCGACCUGGCGGCGGCUCUGGCCGGCUGCCGGUGUCUGGAGCGGCUGUCGGCGGCUCGGCUCGGCCCGCCGCCGCAGCUAUACCUGCCGCCCGAGGGGCUGGCGCGGCUGGUGUCUCUGGACGUCAGUGACGCGCCAGGGGUCACUGACGAGACGCUGCGCCGCCUGCCGGAGCUGGCGCCGGCACUGACCGCGCUCAACGUCCAGGGCUGUGACGGUGUGACAGAGUCGGGUCUGACACACCUCGACCGGCUCUGUCACCUCCAAUCCCUGGACGUCGGCUACGUGUGUGAUGUCACCGAUCACGUGCUGUACCGGCUACGGGCUCUGCCGCUGCGCGAGCUGCGGCUGGCGCAGGACGCCACCGGCAGCGCCCGGUUCACAGAGACCGGAGUGGUUGGGCUGGCGGUCGCCCUUCCCUCGCUCGCUCUGCUGGACCUCAGCUGUGUGGACUGCAUCUCAGAGGGCCUGGUGGAGCGACUGGAGAGCGACCUGCCCGACGGACGCUCCCUCGGCAUCUACGUCGGAGGCACCUCGCUGGAGCGGUACGGCCAGCCCACCUCAGAUCGUGUCCGCCUGCUGCGGUACAUCACCGUGCCAGGCGGACGGCGGCUACUCACCGCCGAGCAGCUCUGGAACGAGAGCGAGGAGGCAGAGGUGCCGACCAUUGCCGACUGGCGCCGGCCGCCCUGUGAGUGAAGACCAUCCCACGCUGCCGCCCUGUGUGUGACCGGCGUACCGACCAUAGCAGAUUGGAGGUAGUCGUCCUUGCCCUCCGUGAUCGGCAGCGCUGGAACGGGACAGUGGCGCUAACUAUCGCCGAUUGGCGGUCGUUGUCCUCAGCCUGACGGGACCAGCUGCGUUGGAACAGGGCGGUAAGUAACGCCGACCAUCGCUAACUAGCGGCGGCUGCCCUCAGACUGACUGUGGUCGGUCGUGAAUGACGAACUCCGUACAACUACGGACGAUCGAAUCAUGAAUUGGGAGUAGAAAUCAACCAAGUUUACUUAUUUGAGAUUGACCAAAGCUUACACUUAAGUUCUCUUAGUCACAAGUGACGAUACUAUAAUCUCUUCUACACUUUAGGCAGUGAAAAGAAGAGCUUGGAGCAAAGGGCCGAACCCGGUAUAUGUAUGUUGUACAAUGUGUAAUUGUAUGUUGCUCAAUGUUAUACAGGGAUUUGAUGUGCGAACCGAGUAAGUGAAUGGAGUGCAAUAGUCGUGUUUGUGUGUGAUAAAAUAAGAUGUAUAAUGUAUAUUGCAUAAAAAAUCUUGCGAGUCAUAAUUUUGUUUCCGUUUUGGAAAUUCAGAGUGUCAGGUAACAAGCUUUACAUGUAUGAAAUUUUAUUUACUAGAAGUAGUUGUAUCUUUGCGUGUGAUAGUUUUAUUGACUGUUCUGCUAAACCAAUUCCGUCGCGGUUUACCGUGUGACCGAAUGAAGUAAAUUAGUAUGUACUGUGCUUAUUGCGCGGUGUUCGUACAACAAUAGAAGUACAACCAUGGAAGCUUUCAUCGUCGAGCUGCGACAAACAAAUGUCAUAAUUUCUUGUCGACAAGAACGCAAUCGGCUGUAUAUCCUGAAAGUUUUAUUUGUUUGGGAUACGUUUUUGUCUAAUUUAUUUAGUUAUGCAUGUCGUAAAUUAUUGUUUUAUCAUGUAACUACUUCUUAUUGGGAGUGUGCUAAUGUGACAAUAAAACCACAGCGUGCUACA